AUGAAAUGCACAUACAUUAAAAAGCUAAAAUGGCUGUUUAGGUGCCAGAAUGUUAAACCACGGGUGAAAAAAGAAGCAUUUUUAACAGCUUGGGACAACAUCGUUCCUCCCCAAUGCUUGAUAAACGCCUUGGAAUACGGCCCUUCCUUUGCACCGAUACCACCGUUGCGUCCAGAAAGCCUAAUAACGAACGUUGAGACGCUCAUAAAGGAUAUGAAUUCAACUGCGCAAGAUUAUUGCAGAUGGAAAACAAGAUUAUAUGCCGAGAAGGAGAGAUAUUCUAAUAAAACUGCUUUACUUUUCCAAAGGCACAUUAAAGAAACGAAAGAAUGGCUCCAAAAAAACGACAUUGUUCUCAUAAAGGCGGAUAAAUCAAAAGGUGUUGUACUCAUCAAACGGAGUUCGUAUAGACAAAAACUGCAUGACUACAUCGACAGCACCGAAUGUCUUCCUGCCCCGAGUAAUUACCUGGAAUCCUUACAGCAAAGAGUGAGAAAAUUUACCCUAACUCCUUUGGCCAAUUAUCUGGGUAUGAGGUCUGCUACUUUACAAGCGCCUAGGACACCAAGAAUUUUUGCCUUCGGAAAAACACACAAACCUGGAUCGCAGUUACGGCCUGUGGUAGAAAAAUGUAAUGCUCCAACUUUCAGAAUAGAAAAACAACUUGUUAAAUUUAUACAAGGAAAAAUGCAAGUUUCGCCUUUUUCGAUAAAAAACUCGGUGGACUUGAUCCGGAAACUGGAAAAUGUUGCUCUCAUGAAUGAGGAAUGGAUGACAGUGUUAGAUUAUAAGGCGUUAUACCCAUCAAUCAAACUGCCUCCAUGCUUUUGUGCUCUGAGGGAUUUUCUAUUCGCUAAUGUUAUUAACGCUACCAAAUACCACAAGCAGAUUUUGGAAUUGGCAGACUUGAUUUGUCACACAUCUUUUUUUGAAUUCGAAAAUAAUACUUAUCUACAAGGGCGGGGAGUACCGAUGGGUAGCCCCAUGUCGUCGGUCCUAUGCGAAUUAGUGCUUCGUAAUCUAGAAAACAGUAUCAUCCCUUCCUUACAACAAGAUAUAUUGAUAUAUGCGAGAUAUGUUGAUGAUGUAUUUAUAUUGUGGAAGGAUAAUCGCAACAUCAAGCAUUUUGUAGAUCGGAUAAACAGUAACCCGUAUGGUUUAACCUUGGAAUUGGAGCAACAAGGGAGCAGUAGCGUUAAUUUCUUAGAUCUGACGAUAACAUGCAUGAAAGGGGAAAUCCGAACCAAUAUUUAUCGUAAACCGACAUCUAUACCCAUCAUUAUUCCUAAGAAUUCAGUGGAUCCGGAGCAUAUUAAAAUGGCGGUAUUUCGAUCUUGGAUAAGGAGAGCGCACACCCAUUGCACAAAUGUUUGCGAUACUGUUAAGGAGAUACAAUAUAUACGAAGAACUGCCAUGCAGCAUGGCUACGGGAGAAGAAGAAUAGAGGCUCUCAUUAAGAAAGAUAAUAAUCUUGCAAGGAGGCAAAAGCAAAACCACCAAAAAGAAAAAAUGGUCCUCGAUUAUAUACCCUUCCUUAAACCGAUUAUUAAGAAGAUUACCAAAAGUAAGAACUUACAGAUAGUUUAUCGGCGUAAUCCCACUAUAUACAAAAUGUUAAGGAAUGACAAGGGGGAUUAUGAAAGCAACUCCUUAACAGGAAUAUACUCGAUACCGCUAAGAGACAGCAGGUUCAACUCUAACUUAGUAUAUAUAGGCGCAACAUUGAGGAAUUUGAAAAAAAGAAUCCAUGAACAUAAGCUUUCAGUGAACAAAACAAUUGACAGCACGAUCCUUGCCACUUAUGCUAAACAACAAGGCAUUACUGUUUUCUGGGACCAGGCCUCUAUAAUAAAAGCCACUACAUCUAAACACGCGAUAAAACAUCUCGAAAAGCUGGAAAUCCACAGGGCACAGAAGACAGCACAGUGUAUCAACUAUAGAGAUGCCGACGGGCUUUCGUCCGCUUGGAAAUCUUUUUGCGACGAAUUGGCAUAA
Centruroides sculpturatus (bark scorpion) is the source of this 1995-nucleotide messenger RNA. RefSeq lists its product as uncharacterized. NCBI's taxonomy places the organism in Eukaryota, Metazoa, Arthropoda, Arachnida, Scorpiones, Buthidae. Bases 1 to 1995 code for a protein of 664 amino acids. The transcript has a single exon. The record is from RefSeq and is a predicted model, not a curated record.